GCUUCUAAACCAGUUAUAAAUACAUAGGUAAAACCAUGAGGGAAACAUUGACUUAAUCAUCCCUACCAAAAGUCAUUAUACUUCCAGUUAGGGUAUAAAUGAAGCUAUUUCAAGACCUUUCAAGUCUCCAGACAUUUACCUCCGGCGCUCAACUCAGGAUUUUGUUGGUUUGGGUUUGGGGGCCGACGCAACCGCGAGGCGACUAUUCAAUUUUAGACGUUUGACGUCUCGAGUUGUUCGAAGCUCAACUAAAAGGCGUUGGCAGGUGCAGCGAAUGCAAUGGAAACUUGCGGCACGCAUAUGUGGCACAAGGAAAGAAGGAGCGGGAUGAGGAGAAGAUGCAUUGGUUUAAAGAUAGCAGCUGGGUGGGAUUAGAAGGACUAGGCACCUCAGGCCAAGAAAGUUAUGACAGGCCAGGCUGAGGCAGAAACCUCGAAGGAUUAGGGCCACAACACUCGACUCAGUUGCAAUAGAAGAACCUAGAUUUUUGCCAGAGAAAGACGCACUAGCGGAAAAGAGUCAUCAUGUUGGGAAUAGCCUGCGAUCCGCUCCAGCACACGAGCAUGUACGAACGCGGCUCAGAUGAUAGCGAAGAUAGCGAUGGAGAGGGCGGCCUGGGAAACGUUUCCCGGGUUAUCAUCCGACCGCCCGGUCAAAGUGGAAAGGCCAAGAGAGGUCAUCUCUGUUUCGAUGCGGCAUUCGAAACAGGAAACCUCGGAAAAGCGGAGCUGGUGGGCGAAUUCGAGUACGAUUUGUUUCUGAGACCAGACACCUGUAAUCCGCGCUUUCGCUUCUGGUUCAACUUCACCGUGGAUAAUGUGAAACAAGAUCAGCGAGUGCUCUUCCAUAUUGUAAACAUCAGCAAGAGCAGGAAUCUGUUUUCAUCGGGACUGACUCCAUUGGUGAAAAGUUCCAGCCGACCAAAAUGGCAGAGGUUGUCCAAGCGGCAAGUGUUCUUCUACCGAUCGGCCAUGCAUCAAGGACAUUAUGUGCUGAGUUUUGCUUUCAUUUUCGACAAGGAGGAGGAUGUCUAUCAGUUUGCAUUGGCCUGGCCAUAUAGUUACUCCCGUUUGCAGUCGUAUUUGAAUGUAAUUGAUGCCAGACAGGGAGCAGAUAAGCGGUUCACUCGAUGUGUGCUUAUAAAAUCGUUGCAAAAUCGCAAUGUGGACCUGCUGACCAUCGACCAUGUGACCUGCAAACAGCGCUCUACAAAUCGUUUGGAUCGCAGCUUUAUCCGGGUGAUUGUUAUCCUUUGCAGGACGCAUUCGAGCGAAGCUCCGGCAUCCCAUGUGUGCCAGGGUUUAAUAGAGUUCCUUGUGGGCAAUCACCCCAUUGCCGGCGUCUUGAGGGAGAACUUCGUCUUCAAGAUUGUGCCCAUGGUGAAUCCGGACGGGGUGUUCCUGGGCAACAAUCGAUGCAAUCUGAUGGGUCAGGACAUGAAUCGCAACUGGCACAUUGGAUCGGAGUUCACGCAGCCGGAACUGCAUGCGGUAAAGGGCAUGCUAAAGGAGUUGGAUAAUUCGGAUACCUAUCAGAUUGACUUUGUGAUCGAUCUGCACGCCAAUAGCAGCAUGCAUGGCUGCUUUAUUUACGGGAACACCUACGAGGAUGUGUACAGGUACGAGAGGCACCUGGUAUUCCCGCGGCUCUUCGCCAGCAAUGCUCCGGAUUACGUGGCGGACCACACGAUGUUCAAUGCGGAUGAACGAAAGGCGGGCAGUAUGCGGAGAUUCAGUUGCGAGAGACUCAGUGAUACGGUGAAUGCCUACACCUUGGAGGUCUCCAUGGCGGGUCACUACCUCAAAGAUGGAAAGACUAUAUCUCUGUACAACGAGGACGGAUACUACCGCGUUGGCAGAAACCUGGCGAGGACACUGCUGCAGUACUACCGCUUCAUCAACAUCCUGCCCAUGCCGAUAGUGACUGAGGUGCGGGGCAAACGACGGGGGCGAAACCGCCAUGCCCACCACUCUAGAUCUCGCUCGAAAACCCGCUACGAGGUGAAGCCCCGACCCAAAACCCCGCGAUGCCACGCCCCCAUUGCCUACACAAACCUCAGUAUCUGCUACGAUUCAGGGGGCGGUGGAGGUGGAUCCUCGGACGAGGGAGGAUUCUCACCCGCUCGACCUUUGGCCCCCGGGAGCAGCAGUUUCAGUGGAUAUAGAAAUUAUAGGAGGGCUGCCACAGCAAGUUGCUCCCAACAUCCUGGGCACGAUCAGUAUUCCCCCUUCGCUUUGGGAGCCCUGAAAACGGGUAGUGACCAUGGAGGAGGCGGAGGCGCAGGAGGUGGUGUCAAAAGCAAGAGAUCGGCAGCGGUCACUAUCGAAGUUCCUCUGCCCGUAAAUGUACCUCCCAAACCAUAUCUCUCCAUCAUCGAUUUGAAUCAACUGACCAGGGGAAGCCUUAAACUCAAGUCCAACAGUUUUGAUGCCGCCGACAGAAGAUAGGAUGAGUGGUGAUUUGGUAAAGGGUUAGUGAUCUCGAUCGUUAAGGAUGCGUUAACUUAGGGUGCUAAGUUGUUUUAGAUAUAAUCAAGUCUUUUCUAUGCUUCUUGCUUGUUUUUCUAAAUAAAAAGUUAUAACAAUGAACAAAAAAAAUUGUAAUUUACAAUUGUAAUUUGAUGUUGGUAGGAUCAAAAUCAAUAAGUAGUUUUUCAUUGUUUAUUCUACAACUUUGAAUGUAAGAUUCAAGUCUUAAGGCAUAUAAAUUUUAUAUUUUUUUAAUAUUAAAUGAUUUUCAAUAGCUUAAUUGAUAUUUUCAGUUUCAGAGAUUUCGAUGUUUUUUAAAAACUAGUGAAAUUGCGUAAAAAUACGUAGAAGAAAACUAAGAUAUUAUUUGUAAUUUACUAACAGAUCGGCUUACUGAAAGAAAAUAAAUCUUUUGCAAUAUUUAAACAGUAAAUCGAUUUACAACAGUCAAAACCAUAAUCCCACUGCAUUGAGUUCUGUUUAUAAAUAAAUUUUUUCUCUUUAUAAGUUCAGCAUCUGAGUCCUCAAAUUCUUCGAAUUCCUUUCAAUCGAUUACAAAUAUUAUUAAACAAAUGAGUGUCCUUAUAAAGGUAUUCAGGGUUCUGAUCUCUGAAAGCUAACACAAAAUGUAUGAAUUUUUUGGUUUCAUUUGAUAAGAAUUCUCGCUUGUAAAUAUACUUUUAAGAUUAAAAAUUAUAAGUGUCCUUGAGUAAACAUUAUUGUUUUGUCCAAUUAUUGUUGUAGUCCAAUUAGAAUCAAUUCACCCCCUCUCCUUUAUAUCCUUCUUCUAAACAAACAGUUAUGCGACAACUUUCCACUCAGAAGAGCGAAGGGCAACAAGUCGCGCGAUUGAGCAACACUUUUGAGUGAUUUGGCUUAUCUAUGGAAGCUUUGUUGUUGCCUGUUCGCAAUUUGGCUCGAGACCAAAAAAAUAACAGAUUUCGCUCAUUUGGCGACAUGUGAGUUUUUUAUCACACAUUUUAAAUGCGGUUAUUCACUGUUUUGUACAUAUGUAAAUAUAGCAAACAAAGAACCGUAAUGAAAUUGAGUGUGACUGAAUUUCACUCGCAGCGCACGUGAGUGUAAAAGUGCCUUUGUCAAUCACUCAGCGCUAAGCAGAUGGAUUAGCGGUCUUUUUUAUCUUAUCUUUUAUCAAACACGAUAUUAUUAUAACCUCCAUGGAAAUGGAAAUGCAGUAUACAGCAGAC
Molecule: messenger RNA, 3676 nt
Organism: Drosophila rhopaloa
Lineage: Eukaryota; Metazoa; Arthropoda; Insecta; Diptera; Drosophilidae
Product: cytosolic carboxypeptidase 6
Exons: 5
Coding region: 525-2447 (640 amino acids)
Biological process (GO): proteolysis
Molecular function (GO): metallocarboxypeptidase activity; zinc ion binding
Source: RefSeq, a predicted model, not a curated record